Neodiprion virginianus is the source of this 3889-nucleotide messenger RNA. RefSeq lists its product as uncharacterized. Bases 1395 to 2666 code for a protein of 423 amino acids. NCBI's taxonomy places the organism in Eukaryota, Metazoa, Arthropoda, Insecta, Hymenoptera, Diprionidae. The record is from RefSeq and is a predicted model, not a curated record. The transcript has 8 exons.
UAUAAGUAGCUCGUCGAAGAGCGCACGCACAAGUGUUUCAUGUUUUAAUUAAAUGUAUAAUUACGGUGUAUAAACUAAUCGGUGCGCGUAUAUGUAUAUAUAUAUUGAUACAUCAGUGCACAAGGGUUUCUUAACGUGGAUGAUAAAUACAAGCUUCUAAAUGAAAAUAUUCUGCGUAUAAUUGUAUUGACUUUCGCCCCGUUAAUUGCACGGUCUAAUUCGAGAUUGUUCAACGUUCGUUAACGUGUAUCGAUAUGUGUUAGAAAUGCAUCGUGUAUAUACUGUGAAAAAAUGAUCACGACCAACUUCAAGUUUUUCGAAACCCUUUUUAGGUGCGAUCUCCAGUGAUCGUGAGCGAAUCGGUUAGCGAGAGGGGUGUAAUAACAAAAUAAUUACAAUAAAAUACGGACAACAAAGUAUACGAUAAAAAUUAAACGACGAUGUGGGAUUGAAAUAAUUAACCUGUAUAACGAAAGAAAAAUCGUGUAAUAUAAAUCUCUCAACGAUAAGCGGGAUAAAGUUGGCAAGUUAAUGUUUUUGUUUCUCAAAUUUAACAAGUGCGGACAAAGUAUGUAUAAAACGAAUAUAACCGAUUUACUGCAGUGUUAAUAAUAUGUGAAAAGUAAAUCGAAAGUUUUGAAAAAUUUUCAAUUCCAGCCUCUUUCUUUUCCCGUCUCCGGUUUUUCUUCCUCCUCUUUUUUCCAUCGCCUUUCCCUUCCCCCUUUAUUUCUCUCUCUCCAUCUCUCUCUUCGAAGAUUCUUCGUUUCUGUUAACGAUAAACGGGCGAAUUCGAAUCGCGGUAGAAAUUAAAGAAAAUUUGAACCCCUUAAUUUUUCUCUUUCCAGUCACACAAGGAUCAGAGUUCCACGCGUUUAGUACCUACGUGUAGUGAAAUUGGAAUUAAGUGAUUACAUUAGCGAACCGAGCAACAAGUAUACAAGGCUCGGCCGGCCGCCUCAGCAGGGCAUCUGCUCUAUCUCCUCUCGGUGUUGUUACCCGCGAGAGGGGGAGAAAGUCGGCGAAGGGUUGCAGACGGCUGCCGAUCGAUCUGCGGAUUUCGUUCUCGUGAUUUCGUGGAUAUUUAAUCGUCGGAAAAAAAAGUGCGGGUUGAAAAGAAGGAGCGGGAGAAUUUUGGAAAAUGCAACCCCGCUGCAACCCCCGUAAAAGGACCUGAAACAGCCCCGCUGCAAAGUCUGACGAAUUUAAGGGGCGAUGGCGUGAUCGGCCGCGUUCCUCGCGAAUUGGAGUGUUUGUUCAGAGGAUGAUCAUCGGCGUGGCGGUGCUGAGAUGACCGCGGGGCGACCGGUACGGCUGCUGCUGCUCAACGCAAUCUCAACGAUUAUAACAGCGAUCGAAAACACCACUGCCAACUCCAUCCCCCUAAGAUUACGACAAUGCCGAGCGCCACGCACACGCCCUUUUCGCAAGGGAUGGGGAGCGUGGGUAGCAACGCGACGGGGACGACGGGGCCGUCGGCGACGACGAUGGGAUCACCGAAGGUGGCGUCGGUCCCAGAGCCGCCGCCGACCCUCAGCGAAAGAGAACAGCUCAAGAUCGAGUUCUACAAGACUUACGACGUGAUGACCGGCGUUCGCAUCGCCGCUACCCUCGGGGGAUUCUUCGGUCUGAUGGUCAUACUCGUUGUGUAUAAAAGCAGAUGUAAGUCCAGCAAGCAGCUCGAGGACCCUCAACUCACGGCGGCUGCGGCGGCUGCCGUGGCGGAAGCCGAGGCCGAGGAAAGGGCGCUUGCAGCAGCCUUGGAGGCGAUCGCCAGGUUACCGCCAAGGCCGGACCGCGGGCCGAGGCGCUCCUUGUGCGUCGAGGCGAGCUCGUCGCGCGCUGCCGCGGUUCCGAGGUUUGCGUCGGUCGGCGGAGGCGGCGGAUACGACGCUCUUCUUGCGCCCCCGAUGCGACAUCCACGGUUAGCAAUUUCGGGCGAUCAUCGUCGCUGCAGUUCCGUCACCUGCAGCAGCACGGCAAGUAGCUACCUCGAGCGAAGAGGAUCCGCCAUGACGAUGCCAUGCCUUCCACCGCCUUCUAGGUUCCCCAGGCACGCCGCUUACGACGAACCCUGGGAUCUCUACUACCCGAUCGACAUCCAGGUGAUCCAGCCGACCCCCGACAUGUCCCCGUGCGGAAGCGAGGCUGGCCUCUACGCCGGGGCGAUGGGAAUGGGUCCCCCGGGUCGUCGGGCGCCCUUGGCUUCGAUGGGUAGCGUCGACCCGCCCGACCCGGACUCCAGGUCACUGGGUUCGGAUUCAGUCUUCCUCGGCGAGGAAGAGCUCGACGUUAUGCGAGAGGACUGCGAGUGCCUCGACACCGAGGACGAGGUCUCGGGCUUCUCGACGGACUCCGACACUCCGGGGCCGAGCUGUCGACGAUUCUUGAGGGUUCCACCCAGGCGGAGACAGCUACCGGAAAGAUGGGACGGCGCCGCUGGUUGCGUGCCCAGGCGACGAGCCAGCGCGCCUCCGAGACCCUGUAGAACCUGCCUUACGAUCAGCGCUUCCGUCGAGACGCCGAGAUCGCCGCCCACGGCGUCAACGACGAGCAGCAGCAACAGCACCGAGUCGCCGCCUCACACACCCCCGAUAGAGCUGAGGCAUCGGCCCCCGGUAACUCUGCCAUCCGCGCCGCCCGCCUGGUCCCAGGAGACGCUUUUUUAAUUACAUUUAUUCGUGCACAGGCAAUUCGCAGGGUUGAAUUUAGGAUAUUCGGGAUGAAGAGAAAAUGAUGUAGAAAAAAAAAUUAAAACCGGAGGGUAUUGUAGGACGAAAACGAACGACAGACGAACGAAAUUGUAUCGCUCGCAAAUGGCGGAGAGGUAAAGAGAUAUAUAUUUCAAUUGUUAUUUUUGAUGGGAAAAAAUUUGUUUCUUUUUUCAAGCUAUUUUACCUUUUUAUGAAAAAUUUCGCCCUAUUGUCGCAGACUUCGCCUCCCUGCAUUAACUGUACGUAAAUUCGAUCCUGCAGGAUAUUUUCAAAUACGUAUAAUAUGUGUAGAUACAUUACAUACAUUACAUACGCAUAUAUGUGGGGUGGCCUGUAGGGGUAAAUGCUAAUUGAAUUCAGUCCGAACAAAUUCCACGCUCUAUACGCAUACAUAUAGGUAUAUAUUUUUCUUCCAACUAUGCGUACAGCCGCUAUCUGGGGUGGAAAAAACUUUCCUCGGUUAAAAAUAAACUAUAGGUAUGAAAAUAUACGCUUAUAUUUUUUUUUUUUAUAAAGUACCCGCCUGUACCGAUGAAAAAAUGCUCAUCACGUAGCUACCCGUAUGAUUGAAACUGCGGGAUAAAUUUACCGGAAUACCGCAGAUUAUGUUACGCUGAGAAAGAAGACGGAUAUAAAAAACACAUCCCUUGUUGUUGCUCGGCGAAGAAUUGAAUUAACGACAAUGACUUUAUACUUUGGGUAAAUUCGUUUCGUUCGUAAAGAGAAGUAUAUAUGUUGAUUACGCCACAGUUUCACCCGACUUCAUGCGUAAUAAGAUUUUCUUGAAAACUUGGCCACCCUCACUGUAUAUAUAAUCAUUUAGCGUCGUUGUUCAAGACUGUCUAACGAAAUAAUAUUGUAUAAUGUGUAAUACGUAGCGGCAUUAAAACGAAGUGAAGAUAAUUUGUUAAUGCUGAAAAAUGUGGGGGGAGAAAAUGAGAAAAAUUGAAUAAUCGCCAUGAAACAGCAUUACUAUGCAAUAAACCGUACACUAAUAUUACAUUACGCAAUUAACGCGAUACACGCGACACACCAACACUGGUUUUCUCAUUUAUCUAUACCCGGAUGAUUGAAUCGUUGCGAUGAGGUUGCAACACGUGUAUAAUUCACAACACUGAGAGAAAUUUUUAGUUCCGGUUAACGCUCAGUCCUCAACUAUUUUCAUUUUUUACCAGAAU